Messenger RNA from Entamoeba invadens IP1, 816 nucleotides. RefSeq lists its product as hypothetical. Lineage: Eukaryota; Evosea; Mastigamoebida; Endamoebidae. The coding region runs from base 1 to 816 and encodes 271 amino acids. The record is from RefSeq and is a predicted model, not a curated record. The transcript has 2 exons.
AUGAAAGGAAACGUCCAUCAAAUUGAAUUUAUUAAAGACAGUGUUUACCAUCGGAAUGGGUUAAUGGAAUUACGCGCCGAGUAUUUAGAAGCACAUCUCCAGAAUGAAGACUUAAAAAUCUAUUGGGACAACGUUAGUGCCUUUUCUUUAGAAUAUCAAGUCUAUGGGAGAAUUAAGUUCUUCAUCGAGUUGAAUGAACGAGUACUUCUGAGAGGCGUAGACACGCGUUGUGUCUACUUUUAUAUCGAAAGGAAAUACCUCUCUGAAAUAGAAGACUUUGUAUUAGAUAAGAAACUCAAUACACUCCCUCGACCUAAUGACUAUAUGAUGCAAUACCCCUUCGUUAAAAUGUACUCAAAACAUAUGAGACAAGUGUUAAACGUCUUGUCCGACGUGUUAAAUAUUUUACUCUUUUUAGUCUUGUUCGCAAGACUCUGGGCCUUUAUCGAUCAAAAGACAGGGGGUCUAACAAAGAUUCAAGAAAUACUCUUCACUAUCGGAGAUUGGUUCUACGAAAAAGUCCCUGUGACGUCUACUAUUAUUGCCCUCCCAUUUUACCCAAUCAAAAAUUUCUUCCGACUCGUCAGGUUUAUAGUUGGAUCCCUCGACGAAGUCUCAAUGAUGAUUUUCUAUUUGUCUUCAGUUAUGAUUUAUAUUUACUCAACUUGGAGCGCCGUGAUCAAAUCACUUAAACUUGUGUUAAACCUGAUUUUAGCCUGGAAAAAAGGGUAUAACGCUAUUAGAGAAGCUCUUGCUAAAAAGAAAAAAGAAAAAGAAGAAAAAAUUAACCAAAGCGAAACUAAAAAGGAUGUCUAA